CAUACAUUCACCUCCGGAAGAUGACAUGCAUUUCUAUGUAUCAUCAUUGUCGUCGUCUUCAAUCAUCUUCUCUCGUAAAUUUUCAACGUCAGUAACUUCUAAGAUUAAGACCCUUGUUCAGCAUGGUCAAUAUUUCGAAGCUUUACAUUUGUAUGCUAAUAAUCAUGAAAAACAAACUACCGACAAGUUCACUUUCCCUUCUCUUCUCAAGGCAUGUGCUUCUCUUUCGCAACUGAACAUUGGAAGAAAUAUCCAUGGAUCUAUUACUGUCUUGGGAUUACAGUAUGAUCCGUAUAUAUCCACUUCUCUCAUCAACAUGUACAUCAAAUGUGGCUCGAUCGGUUAUGCAUCACUCGUGUUUGAUAAAAUUACUGAAAGCGAAGAUAAUGUACAUGAUGUUACUUUAUGGAACUCGAUAAUCGAUGGUUACUUUCGAUAUGGGUGUACCAGUAAUGGGUUUGUUCAGUUUCGUCGAAUGCAGUCAUUGGGUGUUAAGCCAGAUGCAUACUCCAUCAGUAUCGUUCUGCGGAUGGAUAAUUCUGAUUUGUUGCGAGGUAAGGAAAUUCAUGGGUAUCUUUUGAGAAACAUAUAUCAUCAUGACCAUUUCUUGGAUACUGCACUCAUUGAUAUGUAUGUUAAAUGUGGUCGAAUCAUGGAAGCGCGGAAGAUAUUUGAUAACUUAGUAAAUAAGAGCAACUCUGUAACAUGGAACACCAUUAUGAGCGGUUUUCACAGGAAUGGACUUUGGGAUAAGAGCUUGGAGUAUUUUGUGCUCAUGAAAAAUAGUGGUUGCUGCAAACUUGAGAGUUCGACAUUUUCGAUUGUUUUGACAGCUUGUUCAGAUGGAGAAGAUGUGGUUUUUGGGAGUGGAGUUCAUUGUGAUCUGAUAAAGUUGGGGUUUGAGAAAGACCCAUAUGUGUCUACUUCACUAUUAACCUUGUAUUCAAAGAACGGGUUAGUGAAAGAUGCCCAGACAGUUUUUGAUCAGAAUUUAACAGUUAAAGGAAUUGAGCUGUGGAAUGCGAUGAUCUCUGCUUACGUCUGCAACGGUUAUGUUUAUAAAGCCUUGGCCAUUUAUCUAAGGAUGAGGUUAAGUGGUUUGAAAUGCGACACUUUUACAUUAACAAAUGUCUUAUCAGGAUGUAGUUUGGUUUUACGACAUGAUAUUGGCAGGAUAGUUCAUGGAGACUUGAUCAAAAGACCAUUACAGAAUGAUACUGCUGUUCAGAGUUCUCUGUUGACAAUGUACGCCAAAUGUGGAACCAUAGAGGACGCUAAUUUGGUUUUUCGUGCAAUCGAGGAAAAGGAUGUGAUUACUUGGGGCUCCAUGGCAUCUGGUUUCAGCCAAAAUAAGAAGUUUUUGGAGGCUUUGAGUUUGUUCAAAGAGAUCAAAGCCAAAGGUAUGACACCAGACUCGACUAUCGUGGCAAGCGUAGUCAUUGCUUGUGCUGGUCUACUGAAUAUAGAUUUGGGAUGUGCAAUCCAUGGGUACAUCACCAAGAACGGCACUGGUUGUGAUGUGUUUGUAGUUAGCUCUCUCGUAGAUAUGUACGGUAAAUUCGGGUUGCCAGAGAUGGCUGGAAGCAUUUUUACUGACAUGCCAGAGAAAAACUUGGUGGCUUGGAAUUCGAUGAUCUCCUGCUACAACAGAAAUAACCUUCCUGAAUUGUCCAUUAAUCUUUUCCCUCAGAUUAUGCAGCACGGACUGAUGCCAGAUUCUGUUUCCAUCACAAAUUUACUAGUUUCAGUUUCCUCACUGGCUGCAUUGCAGAAAGGUAAAACUGUUCAUGCGUAUUUAAUGAGACUCGAGAUUCAGUCAGAUGUUCAGGUGGAAAACGCAUUUCUGGACAUGUACAUUAAGUGUGGAAGCUUAAAAUGUGCACAGUUCAUCUUCGAAAACAUGAGAGACAGAAGUCUAGUAACAUGGAAUUCAAUGAUCUCUGGCUAUGGAUCCCAUGGAGAUUGUUUAAAAGCUCUCAAACUCUUCGAUGAGAUGAAAGGAUCCGGAGUUGUUCCUGACGAUAUAACUUUUCUUGUCUUGAUCUCAUCUUGUAGUCAUUCAGGAUUGAUUGAUGAAGGCCAAAGAUUAUUCCAGUCCAUGAAGCGAGAUUACGGGAUUGAGCCCAAAAUGGAGCAUUAUGUAAACAUGGUCAGUCUUUUAGGACGUGGUGGUCGUUUGGAUGAAGCUUACCAGUUCAUUCAGACCAUGCCUAUUGAACCUGAGUAUGGUGUUUGGUUGAGUCUGCUGUGUGCAUGUCGAACUCAUUGUAACAUAGAACUUGGAGAAUUAGCGGCGAAUGAGUUAUUGAAGUUGGAUCCUGAUAGAGGGAGCAAUUACGCUCAGUUGUUAAAUUUAUACGGAGAUGGAGAGCUGUGGGACAAGGCAGCCAACCUGAGGAUGAGAAUGAAGGAGAAAGGGUUGAGAAAGAACCCAGGGUGCAGUUGGAUCGAGAUUAAAGAGAAAGUAGAUGUGUUCCACUCGGGGGAUUCAUCUUCGCGGUGGACAUCAGAGAUAUAUGAGAUAUUGUCAGAUCUCAGUAGAAGCAUGGAAGAGGACAACUCUUCAGAGGAGAAUGGACUUCAGCUUUGUGUUUAAAACAUCAGAAUAUCAAUACAGAAUCGGGUGUAGUUCAUGUUCA
This is a messenger RNA of Papaver somniferum (opium poppy), 2639 nucleotides long. RefSeq names its product pentatricopeptide repeat-containing protein At2g40720. The coding region runs from base 26 to 2596 and encodes 856 amino acids. The transcript has a single exon. The record is from RefSeq and is a predicted model, not a curated record. Gene Ontology annotation, molecular function: RNA binding; protein binding. Gene Ontology annotation, biological process: RNA modification. NCBI's taxonomy places the organism in Eukaryota, Viridiplantae, Streptophyta, Magnoliopsida, Ranunculales, Papaveraceae.